GUUGAAGAAUAUUUGCAUACUACGCUCGCAUCUUGAAGUCUUGAAAAGGACGGAAAUGGCGUAUUAGAGGUCAUGCUUUGCAGCACGGUUCUUCUUUCUUCAUCGUCUUCCCUUCUGCUUACUCUGCAUGUACGGCACAAAGCUACGUACUCGUGCAAUACGUACGCGUAUGAAACCUAUUUAUACGUUCCGUAUUAACGCAUAUAAAGCACACAUUACUUGUAUUCGCGGUCUUACACCUUUAAUAAAUUAUCUCCGCUUUUGCAAUCUCUCCAAAAUUGAAGAAUUCUCGUCGUCGGAGUAUAAUAUACAUAAAUAUUGUAUUUGCCCUUCUCAAUUUUCUUCUUCUUUCUUUCCUCUGCUCAUUAAUGUGAUGUUCCUACGCUUUUUACCGAUUUUCUUUAGUAUCUCUCUGUUAUUAUGAAAUUCUGAGCUUGUUUGUGCAAUAAUCCGUAUGUGAUAUACAAGAGUAAGUGUAUGUAUCUCUCUCUCUCUCAUGCCUGAAUUAACACUUAACAGUACACCUUGGCUUACUUCAGCAUAAUUGGAAGUCUGAACAUUGGCAUUUGAACAUUUCGGCUGAUUUCAAAUAUCUGUUUAUUCUCUCUUCCCACCUUUUGUUCUCUUUUCAUGGUAGUUCUGGGAAAGUAGGGUUUGAGGAACAUCAAUUUAUAACAGUAAGAGAGUUGUAACGGAUCCCAAUCGGGAACAUAGAGGGGUUGGUUGUGUUGUUGUGGAGUGCUUGUUGAAUGUAGCGAGGGCCGUACAUAUGGGGUCCUGCUUUUCUUCUUCAGGAAGCAGGAGCCCUCUCCCUUCUCCCGCCUCUUCGAUUGGGAAGAAGCGGAAGACCUCUAUGAAGAAGCAUUCUUCCUCCUUUCACCAUAGCUGGAAGGAAGACCAGUUGCAUAGGAUUCCAGGGAGAAGGUUUUUGAAUGGCUCUAGUGAGGUGGCCUCCCUCUUUACACAGCAGGGCAGGAAAGGGAAUAACCAGGAUGCAAUGCUCGUUUGGGAGAACUUUGGAUCAAGAAAAGGUGCUGUUUUUUGUGGAAUCUUUGAUGGUCAUGGUCCUUAUGGACAUAUGGUUGCAAAAAGAGUGAGGGAUUCUCUCCCAUUGAAAUUAAGUGCACUCUUGGAAGUCAGUACCAAAAGUGAUGAUGUCCCUAUGGACAUGAGUCUAAGUACAAAAGGGAGCAUAAAUUCUGAGAGUGCUUCCUUUUUAUGUACUGAUGAAGUCAAAGUUCAUACAAGCGGGGAUAUCUUUCAGACACUGAAGGAAUCCUUUUUGACGUCUUUUAGCGUAAUGGAUCUAGAAUUGAAAACUGCGAGUAUUGAUUCCUUUAGCAGUGGGACAACUGCUGUAACUCUUGUGAGACAGGGACAUGAUCUUGUAAUUGGGAAUGUUGGGGACUCUAGAGCCAUAUUGGGUACAAGAGAUAAAGGCAACUCUAUUAUUGCUGUGCAAUUGACUGUUGAUCUCAAGCCUAACCUUCCAGCGGAAGCAGAGAGGAUACAGAAGUGUAAAGGACGCGUAUUUGCUCUUCAUGACGAGCCUGAGGUUACAAGAGUGUGGCUACCGAAUGCAGAUUUUCCAGGCCUUGCCAUGGCACGUGCUUUUGGAGAUUUUUGUCUCAAGGAUUUCGGUCUCAUCUCUGUACCCGAAGUUUCAUACAGACGCUUAACAGCCAAAGAUGAAUUUGUUAUCUUGGCAACAGAUGGGAUAUGGGAUGUGCUAUCUAAUGAAGAGGUGGUAGAAAUAGUGGAUUCAGCGUCAGCACGUUCAUCUGCAGCUAAGGUGGUGGUGGAGGCCGCAAUUCGAUCAUGGAGGAACAAACACCCGGCUUCUAAAGUUGACGACUGUGCUGUUGUCUGCCUUUUCCUUGAUGAUGGUGCUGAUUCUGCCUCCAAUGAAAAGGUCAACGGGGUUCACAACCAUGAGAAAGUUGCGGAAGAGUGGUCGUCUGACAUUCAAGGUGUGUCUCGUUCGGACACGAUAUUGACCUCGCCAAGAGCCUUGCAAGAAAACGGGACGAAACCGCCUUAGGAACCAUGAUGAACAAUCUAUAUAUAUAGUGGGUGACGCUAAGGACCAAAUGUCUGCAUUUACUUUUUUUUGACAAACCAAUUUGAGUUUGUGUUCUUUUACAUAUACAUAUACUACGUAGCACGAAGUAUUAGGGUAUCUGUUGCCAUUGUAUUCUUCUUUUUCUUCUUCUAGGAUUGGUAUUCUAUCUGUAAUAAACUAAUAACCAACUACCAUAUUUUACGUGUAUAUACUACGUAUUUCAUAUUUGUAA
Cuscuta epithymum is the source of this 2294-nucleotide messenger RNA. NCBI's taxonomy places the organism in Eukaryota, Viridiplantae, Streptophyta, Magnoliopsida, Solanales, Convolvulaceae. The record is from the annotation of a GenBank genome assembly.